Cyphellophora attinorum is the source of this 1434-nucleotide messenger RNA. RefSeq lists its product as uncharacterized. Lineage: Eukaryota; Fungi; Ascomycota; Eurotiomycetes; Chaetothyriales; Cyphellophoraceae. Bases 1 to 1434 code for a protein of 477 amino acids. The record is from RefSeq and is a predicted model, not a curated record. The transcript has 2 exons.
AUGCAUGGCAGACCCGUCCGACUGCACUUCCUCCCCACCUUCAACAACGACAACUCCCUUCGUGAUAACCUUCUAUCGCAGUCAGAAGCCAAGUCGCAUGCUGCAAGGAUCUCAAGUACUCGACGCAAGUCGCCGAACAAGCGAUCGAAACGGCCGGCUCUUCGGCUCAAUGUUGCGACCAGGUUUGCGAACGGCGCUGUCCUUAUGCGAACGUCCCUCAACACGGUCCUUGACCCGUUCCUCGACAUUGCCGGACCAUUGGUCGUGUCGGACAGGAAGGCACUGCAGGCCUAUCUGACAGCGAACAUGGCAAUACGCUCGCCCGAUCCGUCCGCCCAGUCGUUUUGCCCAAUCCGCGAUGUCCUCCUUCCGAAAUUCUCCGUCUCACCGGCCACAGUUCAAGGCAUCCUGCUCAUAGUCGACGUCUGGCACGCAUCCACCGCCGCAGACGACCUUGAAGUCAAGCUCUCACGCCGGCGAACCACUCUAUUGAAGCUCAUGGCCGCGAUCGUGAACGAUCCCACGGUCUUUGCACAACAGCACGUGGCCAUGACGCUGUCCACGCUAGCCACAGCGGAGCACCGGGCAGGUGACUACUUCGCGAGUCAAUGCCAUUUGAAGGGGCUUGUAACAUGGUUGAACUUCCAUGGAGGCUUGUCGGCGCUGAAGAAGUUCUCGUACAGCUCCUCGGUCAUGCUGACGGCCACGAUGGUGACGCUUGACUUCCAGCUCUUUCAGAAUGAGGAGCAGGUGGAAGCAGCGCUAGCGAGACUGGUGUUGAAGAGAGGGAGGCGCUGUGAACGACUCGCGCCGUAUGCCAGGGAUACGGAAGGGUAUGGGUCAGGAGCACACGAUAUUUCUCGUUCCCACCUUGCUACUUUGUACCUACUGAAUGGCGUGCUGCAGUGGGAAGAUGACGCCUUUGUUGAGCGCCUGGUUGAUCAGCUUCCGACACCGGGUGAGCCAAACAGCAGUGUUGGCUUUGGGGCGCUAUUCUGGCUGGUCGCACGGGCAGCGAACUCCAGAAGCGACCUGCCGAAGGGCGUCCACCCACAAGCGAACAUCAUCGAGUUCGUCCAUCUGCUUGCGCUCACAACGACGGAAGUGCGAAGGCAGGUCGCGGAGAUGAUGACGGCCAACAUAGUUGAGGACUAUGGAGGAGGAACGGAGCGCAUCGAGAUCGAGGAACUGAACGACGAGGUCCGAGAGGGCGCGAUGAGGGUGUUUGGGAGUGGAACGGCUUCGGAAGAGGCUGGAGUUGGCUUGGCAAGGACGAACUCCCAAGAUACGGUGAUGCACGGGAUGGAGGAAGUGUGUCCGCACAGUGCAGCAAUGGAGUCGUUUCACUACGACGUCAGAGGUUUCUCUGAUCGGGACAGCCGCGAAUUGCGUAUGACGGAGCGCGUCAGGCGCUGUCCGAUGCUGCUUUCUUGA